AUGUUUGCGUCUCCACAGGUUUCCACGCUCAGUGAAAUCGAUUGCUGCCGCAAUUACGGUGAGAAAGGUUUCGAGGCCCUCGAACGACUGCUCAAUCAGAAGAACUCGGUAGUUUGUGUGGCCUAUUCGCCAAAAGAUCAAGAGUCUAGCUGGGGAGGCCGAGUACAGAAAUGGUCUAAUGCCUUUCUUGGUCUGCCUUACUGUAGCCCUUCUUACAGCGUUUCCAAUGGAUCGGCUCCGACAGCUGGGCAGAUCGCAAACGACGUCGUCAAUGGGCUCGAAGAUGAAGCUGAGGGCAGUUUCAGCAUCAGGAUUCACGCGCCUAAGGUGCCCGGUUUCCGUGAAUAUUACUCACGACUGAAUCCGGAAAACAACACGAUGAACCCGUGGUUUCGUGAAUUUUGGCAGCAGAAAUUCGGAUGUCAGUUUGCUGUUUCUAAAGAGGACAAGAACAACGAGAACAUUCGCAUAUGCACUGGCAACGAGGACCUCGAUAAGGAGUACAAGGAGGACCCGAAGCUUUCGCAAGUGAUCAACUCGAUAAGUGUAGUAGCAUUCGGUCUGAAGGCAAUGUACCAGGAUCGAUGUCGGUAA
Cooperia oncophora is the source of this 594-nucleotide messenger RNA. The record is from the annotation of a GenBank genome assembly. NCBI's taxonomy places the organism in Eukaryota, Metazoa, Nematoda, Chromadorea, Rhabditida, Trichostrongylidae.